Glycine soja is the source of this 1262-nucleotide messenger RNA. RefSeq names its product vesicle-associated protein 4-1-like. Gene Ontology annotation, biological process: endoplasmic reticulum membrane organization. The transcript has 7 exons. The record is from RefSeq and is a predicted model, not a curated record. Gene Ontology annotation, cellular component: plasma membrane; endoplasmic reticulum membrane. Lineage: Eukaryota; Viridiplantae; Streptophyta; Magnoliopsida; Fabales; Fabaceae. Bases 218 to 934 code for a protein of 238 amino acids.
ACGUUGCGAGUGUAGGAGCGUGGGCAUAAAGUCGUUGACAGUCGAAAACAAACUCUCACUUCUUCCUUCCUUCCUUCCUUCUCUUCUGCGUUUUCUUCUUCAACAUUCCAAUCUAAUCCAAAACGCUGCGUUUUAUUUCGUAUUCAAUUUAAUUCAAUCCCUAAAUUCCUCGCCGGAGAGAGCGAAUCUUAAUAACCCCACCACUUUCCGGCGAAACAUGGCCGUCGCCGUCGCCGGCCGCCAGAAGCCGAGCUCCGACGCGAGCCUCUUCACGCUCUGCCCCUUCUGGAGCUCGCGCAACGCUACUCAAAGGUCCACCAAAACGGUGUCGUCCGUCGCCAGGUCGCUGCUCCGUCCGCGCCGGAAACUCCGCCUCGAUCCUUCCAGUUACCUCUAUUUUCCAUAUGAACCGGGAAAGCAGGUGAGGAGCGCGGUUCGGUUGAAAAACACUAGCAAGUCUCACGUUGCUUUCAAGUUCCAAACGACGGCGCCAAAGAGUUGUUACAUGCGGCCUCCGGGUGGUACUCUUGCUCCGGGAGAAAGUUUGAUUGCAACGGUGUUUAAGUUUGUGGAGCAACCUGAAAACAAUGAGAAGUUGUCGGAUCAGAAGCACAAGGUGAAGUUCAAAAUCAUGAGUCUCAAAGUGAAGGAAGGAGUGGACUAUGUACCUGAGCUGUUUGAUGAACAAAAGGAUCUAGUGACAAUGGAACGAAUAUUGAGGGUUGUCUUUAUAGAUCCAGAACGGCAAAGUUCUGUUUUGGAAAAACUGAAAAGACAAUUGGCUGAAGCUGAUGCCGCAGUUGAAGCUCGGAAGAAGCCUCCCGUGGAGGCAGGUCCUCGGGUUGCUGCCGAAGGGCUUGUAAUUGAUGAAUGGAAAGAGAGAAGGGAGAAGUACUUGGCCCGGCAACAAGUUCAAGCAGUAGAUUCAGUGUAAAACGCAAUUUGUUCUUCCAGCUAAUUCUUUUCUUCAGGGAAACACAAUCAAGAUAUCAUUGCUAUGCCACUGUUGCCAUCAACCUUGGGUGCGCUUCAAAAUAACUGUUAGGGGAAUUGGUUGGUACCCAAUUGGUAGUUUGAGAACGCAAUCUAAUGGAAAGAUUCGAUGUAUAAUUUGUCAGAAUUCUUGUUCUUUGGAGGAACAGUCCGAUUUGUGCAUAGUAGAGUUUGCUUGUUUGAAAAUAAAUGCAAUUCCUCACUGCUGCUGCUUGUGAAAUAAUCUUGAAAUAACAGGUUAUUCAUGAUAAAUCAUAUUUUUUUGUGCA